Molecule: messenger RNA, 357 nt
Organism: Trichoderma atroviride IMI 206040
Lineage: Eukaryota; Fungi; Ascomycota; Sordariomycetes; Hypocreales; Hypocreaceae
Source: RefSeq, a predicted model, not a curated record
AUGCAUAUCUCUCUGCUCGCCAUCUCUGUCCUUCUCGCCGUCCCCGCCGCUGCUAGCCGCUGGGUCGUCAACUGGGAGCAAGUCGUCGGCGCUACCUGCUGCUCCCGUGGGACCUGGUGGAAUGACGAUAUAAACAAGGGGUACUACGUCUCCAGCUUCGACGAGGGCUGCCACAGCGCCACCCAGGUCGAGGGCGUCAAGGAAUUCUGUAUCGACUGGGGCCACAAGCGCGGUCACUUCAUCAGGCUCACGGGCGAGAAGAAGUGCAUGCUCGAAAGGGAGACCACGGUCAUCGAAGAGAGCGACUUCCACGCCACGUACCAGACCGUCUUCAGCACUGGGGACUGCACGUGGUGA